AUGAAUAUUCUCAAAGUGAUGAUGUUUAUGUUUGUGAUGAGUGUGGUGUUGCAGGUUGCUCAUGGACAACACCGUAUCAGAUGCAUUCCAAAGGAGAGGGAAGCCCUCCUUCAAUUCAAGGCUGCCAUUGUCGAUCGUUACGGCAUGCUCUCCUCUUGGACCACUCCCGACUGUUGCCAAUGGGAAGGGAUUCGCUGCACCAACAUCACCGCUCAUAUUAUAAGCCUCCACCUUCCUGCACAGUAUCAGUAUGAAUUUCUUUCUCUUGGCUAUUAUUAUGAAGACCCUUGGCAUUACAUCAGCGGAGAGAUCCACAAGUCGUUAAUGGAGUUGCGAAACUUACAGUAUUUGAACCUCAGUUUCAAUGAUUUUACAGACACUAAUAUUCCAGAGUUUCUUGGCUCUCUUACCAACUUGAAAUAUCUUGAUCUCUCUUCAUGUCAAUUUAGCGGACAAAUUCCAACUCAGAUAAGUUCUCUUUCUCAUUUGAAAUAUUUGAAUCUUGCUCAUAAUUAUUAUUUGGAUGGUUCAAUCCCUCCUCAACUUGGAAAUCUUUCUCGGUUGGAAUAUCUUGAUCUUAGUGGGAAUUAUUUGGAAGGAUACAUUCCUUCCCAACUAGGAAACCUUUCAAAUUUGCAUCAACUCUAUCUUGGAGGAUAUGAUCUCAAAAUUGUCACUAGUGAUCAAUGGUUAUCUAAUCUUGCUUCUUUAACCCAUCUUUACUUGGAUUCCAUACCUAAUUUUAGAAGUUCUCCUAGUUGGCUUCGAAAGAUUGCCAAGCUACCAAAAAUAAGAGAACUCAGUUUAAUUGGAUGUGGCCUUUCCGAUCAUUUCCUCCUUUCAUUCAACCCUUCCAACUUCAAUUUUUCUACUUCUCUUUCUGUCCUUCAUCUUUCUCAUAACGCCUUCACACAACCAAUGGUAUUCCAGUGGGUGUCAAACACCACUUCCAACCUUGUUGAGCUUGACCUUAGUUGGAACCUCUUGAAGGGUUUGACAUCAAAUCAUUUUGGCUUGGCCAUGAAUUCGCUUGUGCACCUUGACCUCUCCUAUAAUGUGUUCAAGGGUCAAGAUUUGAAAUCAUUCAUGAAUAUAUGCAACCUACGUUCUUUAGACAUAUCUGAAAACAAUAUGACUGAAGACCUUUCGUCAAUUCUUCAUAAUUUCUCCAGUGGUUGUGUUAGAUACUCAUUACAAAAGUUGAGUUUGACAUCUAAUCAAAUCAUAGGCUCCCUACCUGACCUUUCAAUGUUCUCAUCUUUAAAAACUUUGGAUCUUUCUGAUAAUCAAUUGAGUGGGAAGAUACCUGAAGGCACUAAUUUGCCAGUUCAUUUGGAGCAGUUGUCAGUUAGGUUUAACUCUUUAGAAGGUGGUGUUCCAAAAUCAUUUGGAAGCACAUGUACUUUGGAAUUAUUGGAUUUUUCUUUCAAUAAUUUGAGUGAAGAUCUCGCAGUGAUAUUUAAUCAUUUGUCUGGAUGUUCUAGAUACUCAUUGCGAGAACUAUAUCUCGGUCAAAAUAAAUUNAAUGGCACAUUACCUGAUUUUUCAAUAUUUUCAAAGUUGGAAACGUUGGAUCUAUCAGACAAUCGAUUAAAGGAUGGAGUUCAAAAAUUACUUCACAAUGAUACUGUUUUGCGUUCAUUGAACCUAUUUAAUAACAGUUUGAGUGAAAAUCUUUCAGCAAUAAUACAUCACUUAUCCCCAUCGUUGCAAAAUUUAAAUCUAGGCAUGAAUCAAAUUAGUGGUACUUUGCCUAGCAACCUCGCAAUAAUGUUCCCAUCUUUAAAACAAUUAUUGCUUGAUAGUAACAAGCUAAAUGGGACAAUUUUUGAAGAUCUUCGAUUUCCCACAGAACUUGAGGUAUUAUCCUUGAUGUCAAACUCUUUGAAAGGUGUAUUAACCGACUCUCAUUUUUAUAAUAUGACAAAGUUAAAGAGCCUGAUAUUGUCAGAUAACUCAUUGACGUUAAAAGUUAGUGAAAAUUGGGCUUCAACCUUUCAAUUGGAUACUAUUGAAUUGAGGUCUUGCAAGCUUGGUCCAUUGUUUCCCAAAUGGCUAGAGAAACAAAAUGAAUUUCAAAAACUUGACAUUUCAAAUAAUGGAAUAUCAGGUACUGUUCCAAAAUGGUUUUGGGCUAAAUUUGGAUUGUUAGAUUGGAUGAGUAUUAAUAUUUCAUGUAAUAAUUUACAAGGGACGAUUCCAAAUUUGCCAAUAGAGAAUCACUAUUAUUCUCUUAGUCUUGCAUCAAAUAAAUUUGAAGGUCAUGUUCCACCAUUUUUAAGAGGCUCAACAUUUCUUGAUCUGUCAAACAAUAAAUUCACAAAUUCUUUUUCGUUUUUAUGCUCUGGUGGUGUAACUGAAUCUUUAUACCAAUUAGACCUUUCAAAUAAUAAGUUUUCUGGACAAAUUCCAAAUUGUUGGACCCAGUUCAAGUCGUUGACUUACUUAAAUAUGAGUCAGAACAAGUUUUCAGGAGAGAUUCCUUCUUCAGUAGGAUCACUCCAUAAACUUCAAGUAUUGUUAUUGAAAAGCAAUAACUUAGUAGGUAAAAUCCCUUUCUCCUUAAGGAACUGCACAGAGUUGGUGAUGGUAGAUAUAACAGAAAAUAGAUUAUCAGGAUAUAUUCCAAAUUGGAUUGGGAAGGAAUUAUCAAAGUUGCAAUUUUUAAGCUUGAGAAGGAAUUAUUUGAAUGGAAGUUUACCAUUGCAAAUUUGUUAUCUAAGAAGAAUUCAACUCUUAGAUCUCUCGCUAAACAACAUAUCUGGACAAAUUCCUAAAUGCAUAAAACAUUUUUCCUCGAUGGUUCGAAUGACUUCCUUGACAGAUUAUGAAGGUCAUCGAUAUUUGGUUAUAACUAAUUAUAUUAUAAGUAAACCUUCAUACAAUUUGAAUGCAUUCUUGAUGUGGAAAGGUUCAGAACGAAUGUUCACAAACAGGGGAUUAUCACUUUUAAAUAGCAUUGAUCUCUCAAGCAAUCAAUUCUCAGGAGGAAUUCCAAAAGAAAUAGAGGGUUUAUUUGGAUUGGUUUCAUUGAAUUUAUCAAGAAAUCAACUCACAGGAAAAAUUCCUUCAAAUGUUGGAGAGUUAAUAUCGCUUGAAUUUCUUGAUUUGUCACGAAACCAACUUGUUGGUUCUAUUCCUUCCAGUCUUGCUCAAAUUGACCGACUCACUGAAUUAGAUUUGUCACAUAAUUAUUUAUCUGGAAAAAUUCCAACUGGCACACAAUUACAGAGUUUCAAUGCAUCCAAAUAUGAAGAUAAUGUUGAUCUUUGUGGACCACCAUUAAAGAAAUCGUGUGCUGAUGGAGAAGCAAGACAACAACCAAUUGUUAAAUUUCAUAAGGAGGACAAUUUGAUUUUCAGUCGGGAAUAUUAUAUAAGUAUGACAAUUGGAUUUGCUAUAAGCUUUUGGGGAGUGUUUGGCUCAAUCUUAAUAAUACCUUCUUGGCGUCAUGCAUAUUUCAACUUCUUAAAUAAUUUGGGAGACGCUCUUUAUGUCAUGACAACAGUGAAAGUUUUCAAGAUUUGGUACAAAAUAAAGCAGGUGUUUUUGGAGUUUCUUGAGCUAAGAGUUCAUCUUCUGAAAGUCCUAGAGACGCGUAAGUCAGCAUUGCAGAAAGAGCAAGGCAUGGCAUUUGCUCGUGCUAUUACUGCUGGUUUUGAUGAGGAUCAUAUACCGCCUUUGAUGUCAUUUGCUGAAUAA
This is a messenger RNA of Vigna radiata var. radiata (mung bean), 3702 nucleotides long. RefSeq names its product receptor-like protein 12. Lineage: Eukaryota; Viridiplantae; Streptophyta; Magnoliopsida; Fabales; Fabaceae. The transcript is spliced from 3 exons. Gene Ontology annotation, molecular function: protein binding. The record is from RefSeq and is a predicted model, not a curated record. The coding region runs from base 1 to 3702 and encodes 1233 amino acids.